Molecule: messenger RNA, 4473 nt
Organism: Anarrhichthys ocellatus (wolf-eel)
Lineage: Eukaryota; Metazoa; Chordata; Actinopteri; Perciformes; Anarhichadidae
Product: NLR family CARD domain-containing protein 3-like
Exons: 9
Molecular function (GO): protein binding
Source: RefSeq, a predicted model, not a curated record
UUUAGUUUCACUUCUGGAGCUCGUAGUGUCGCAGCUUGUUCUUCUCUGCUCCUAAAGGUUAGUAAGCGACUCUUUUCACUGAGGGACUCUUGGAGGACUCUUUGGUCCUUCAGGUCCAGCAGAAACUAGUUCAAGUGGACUUCAGAGGAGGACCAGUGAAGAAGAACAGAGCAACACGUCACAAAGUCUUCAGUUCGCAUGUCGCUGGCCCAAUCCCAAUGUCCCCCCUAAAGCCUCAAACCCUGAACCCGCAGGGAUUUACUGACGUCACCUGGUGUGGACUCUGCUAUGAAUCAGUGUGAGGACAGAGAGGAGGGAGUCCCUCCCUCUAAAACCAGCCAGACCAAAGCUCAGAGGAUCCAUCAGGGACCACACUGUCCUGGACCUGAACCUAAACAUGAACAUGAACCUGGACCUGGACCUGAUCCUGGACCUGAACCUGAACCUGAACCCAGCUGUGUGUCCAUGAUGUCCAUGAAGAGUAACCGGUCUAAAGCUCUUCCUAUAUACUUCAAAGAUGGACGCCACUCUGUUGAUCAAAGAGAGGACCAGGAGAGCUCAGAGGUUCCCAGAGGUCAGUCUGCCCAGCAGCAUCAAACACACCUGGACUCCAUAUUUAUGCUGCUGGAGGAGAACAUCGUCACUUUUGUGAAAAAGGAGCUGAAGAAGAUCCAGAAGGUUGUGAGUUCAGAUUACCCAGAAUGCUUAGAGAGUCAGACGGAGGAUGAGGAGGUGCUGAACGGUGAGGAUGAAGAGCAGAGGAGGAGCAGCAGAGAGGCGUUUGUGAAGAUCACACUGCACUUCCUGAGGAGAAUGAAGCAGGAGGAGCUGGCUGACUGUCUGCAGAGCAGAAGUCAUUCAGGACUUCCUGCUGCAGUUUGCCAGUGUGAACUCAAAUCUAACCUGAAGAAGAAGUUCCAGUGUGUGUUUGAGGGGAUCGCUAAAGCAGGAAACCCAACCCUUCUGAAUCAGAUCUACACAGAGCUCUACAUCACAGAGGGAGGGACUGCAGAGGUCAAUGAUGAACAUGAGGUGAGACACAUUGAAACAGCAUCCAGGAAACCACACAGACCAGAAACAGCCAUCAGACAAGAAGACCUCUUUAAAGCCUCACCUGGAAGAGAGGAACCAAUCAGAACAGUGAUGACAAAGGGAGUGGCUGGCAUUGGGAAAACAGUCUUAACACAGAAGUUCACUCUGGACUGGGCUGAAGACAAAGACCACCAGGACAUACAGUUCACAUUUCCAUUCACUUUCAGAGAGCUGAAUGUGCUGAAAGAGAAAAAGUACAGCUUGGUGGAACUUGUUCAUCACUUCUUCAGUGAAACCAAAGAAGCAGGAAUCUGCAGGUUUGAAGAGUUCCUGGUUCUGUUCAUCUUUGACGGUCUGGAUGAGUGUCGACUUCCUCUGGACUUCCACAACAAUGAGGUCCUGACUGAUGUUACAGAGUCCACCUCAGUGGAUGUGCUGCUGACAAACCUCAUCAGGGGGAAACUGCUUCCCUCUGCUCGCCUCUGGAUAACCACAUGACCUGCAGCAGCCAAUCAGAUACCUCCUGAGUGUGUUGGCAUGGUGACAGAGGUCAGAGGGUUCACUGACCCACAGAAGGAGGAGUAUUUCAGGAAGAUAUUCAGAGAUAAGAGGCAGGCCAGCAGGAUCAUUUCCCACAUGACCAACAAGACCUCACGAAGCCUCCACAUCAUGUGCCACAUCCCAGUCUUCUGCUGGAUCACUGCUACAGUUCUGGAGGAUGUGUUGAAGACCAGAGAGGGAGGAGAGCUGCCCAAGACCCUGACUGAGAUGUACAUCCACUUCCUGGUGGUUCAGUCCAAACUGAAGAAGGUCAAGUAUGAUGGAGGAGCUGAGACAGAUCCACACUGGAGUCCAGAGAGCAGGGAGCUGACUGAGUCUCUGGGAAAACUGGCUUUUGAUCAGCUACAGAAAGGCAACCUGAUCUUCUAUGAAUCCGACCUAACAGAGUGUGGCAUCGAUAUCAGAGCAGCCUCAGUGUACUCAGGAGUGUUCACUCAGAUCUUUAGAGAGGAGAGAGGACUGUACCAGGAUAAGGUGUUCUGCUUCGUCCAUCUGAGUGUUCAGGAGUUUCUGGCUGCUCUUCAUGUCCAUCUGACCUUCAUCAACUCUGGUGUCAAUAUGCUGUCAGAAGAACAAACAACCUCCCGGUUGUCUAAGGUCUUUAGCGACAAACCUGAACUAGCACAUCUCUACCAGAGUGCUGUGGACAAGGCCUUACAGAGUCCAAAUGGACACCUGGACUUGUUCCUCCGCUUCCUCCUGGGUCUUUCUCUGGAGACCAAUCAGAAACUCCUACGAGGUCUGCUGACACAGACAGAAAGUAGCUCACAGACCAAUCAGGAAACAGUCCAGUACAUCAAGGAGAAGAUCAGUGAGAAUGUGUCUCCAGAGAAAAGCAUCAAUCUGUUCCACUGUCUGAAUGAACUGAAUGAUGGUUCUCUAGUGGAGGAGAUCCAACAGUCCCUGAGUUCAGGACGUCUCUCCACAGAUGAACUGUUUCCUGCUCAGUGGUCAGCUCUGGUCUUCAUCUUACUGUCAUCAGAAAAAGAUCUGGACGUGUUUGACCUGAAGAAAUACUCUGCUUCAGAGGAGGCUCUUCUGAGGCUGCUGCCAGUGGUCAAAGCCUCCAACAAAGCUCUACUGAGUGACUGUAACCUCUCAGAGAGAAGCUGCGAAGCUCUGUCCUCAGUUCUCAGCUCCCAGUCCUCUAGUCUGAGAGAGCUGGACCUGAGUAACAACCACCUGCAGGAUUCAGGAGUGACGCUACUGUCUGCUGGACUGGAGAGUCCACAUUGUACACUGGAAACUCUCAGGUGACCCUGUGAAUUACUUUUCUUGGACUAAGUACUAAGUUUAAUGUUUACACACAAACAGAUUGGUGAUGACAGUAAUAAACAUAAACCUUCCAGCCCUCACAGUUCCCUCAGAUUAUGUGACAUGUGUGUUGUUUUGUGUGUUUGCAGCCUGUCAGGCUGUCUGAUCACAGAGGAAGGCUGUGCUUCUCUGGUCUCUGCUCUGAGCGCCAACCCCUCCCAUCUCAGAGAGCUGGACUUGAGCUACAAUCAUCCAGGAGACUCAGGAGUGAAGCUGCUGUCUGCUGGACUGGAUGAUCCACACUGGAGACUGGAAACUCUCAGGGUGGAGCCUGCUGGAGUCCGAUGGUUCAGACCAGGUCUGAGGAAGUAUUCCUGUGAACUCACACUCGACACAAACACAGUUCACAGAGAACUCAAACUGUCUGAAAACAACAGGAAGGUGACACUUGUGAAGGAGGAUCAGUCAUAUCCUGAUCAUCCAGACAGGUUUGUCUACUGGAAGCAGCUGCUGUGUAGAACUGGUCUGACUGGUCGCUGUUACUGGGAGGUCGAGUGGAGAGGAGGAGUUAAUAUAUCAGUGAGUUACAAAGGAAUCAGAAGGAGAGGAAGCAGUAGAGACUGUAUGUUUGGAUGGAAUGAUCAGUCCUGGAGUCUGGAGUGCUCUGAUGGUGGUUACUCUGUCACUCACAACAAGAAAGGAACACACUUCACCUCCUCCACCUCCACCACCUCCUCCUCCUCCUCCUCCUCCUCCCCCUCUGGUAGAGUAGCAGUGUAUGUGGACUGUCCUGCUGGCUCUCUGUCCUUCUACAGAGUCUCCUCUGACACACUGAUCCACCUCCACACCUUCAACACCACAUUCACUGAACCUCUGUAUCCUGGGUUCAGGUUCUGGACCUGGUGUGUUUCCUCAGUGUCUCUGUGUUCUCUGGAGGAGGGAGAGUCUCCUCCUGCUAGAGAAACCUUCUCUCUGCUGACCAGAUAGUUCAGUCUGUACAGGAUCACACACAGCUGAUGUUAGUUAGUACCACCCUGAUCUCUCAGUGAAAAACCUCUGAAUGUCAAACAAGAGUCUUUCUGGAUCAAAUUCAGCAUCUGUGGAAAAAGAAUCACAAGAGUUGUGAUUCUAAAUUCAUCAUCUUUGAUCAUCGUGUAACAAAUGAACAAACUUUGAUAAGUGACGUUGAAAUAAGAAAUCAAAGUUUUGGAUGAUUCUAGAUAAUAAAGCACAUAAACAUGUCAAAGCAAAAAUUAUCAUAUAUGCUUUUAUAAUCACGAAUGGUUAAAAUGAGAAAAUGAGAUAGUCUUGGUUUAACAUACUUUGCUCUGAUCUUUGUCAGAGUCAGCUUAGGAAACAGGCUGUAAGGUCAGAUGCUGUAACCAUGCUAACUGUUUAGGAGACAUCCUGACUGAUGUUCCACCAGGAAGACCAGACAGGAACCUUAGAAAUAAGUGUUAACUUAAAGAAGUCUGUCAUGAACUGUAAGACUACGUAAACAGCUUCAUCCAAUGAUGUACUAAUGUUUAGUUUUGGACCAUAUAUGGACCAGGAGGUUAAAUGGUGAACAGCAGCUUUGGUAAGUUAACUGCAGUACCUUAACUGCCAUAAAUAUUAUUUGUCAUU